This is a messenger RNA of Myripristis murdjan (pinecone soldierfish), 2013 nucleotides long. RefSeq names its product docking protein 4 (gene dok4). The record is from RefSeq and is a predicted model, not a curated record. The transcript has 8 exons. Gene Ontology annotation, biological process: cell surface receptor protein tyrosine kinase signaling pathway. NCBI's taxonomy places the organism in Eukaryota, Metazoa, Chordata, Actinopteri, Holocentriformes, Holocentridae. Gene Ontology annotation, cellular component: cytoplasm. The coding region runs from base 181 to 1200 and encodes 339 amino acids.
AGCAAGGAGAGUCGAGGAGGGAUCGAGGAAGGAAGAGAAAGACGGGCUGGGAGAAUUUAAAAAAAAGUUUGCGGGACAGAAAGGAGACGAGGCUUGAGGGCGGCGAGGCGAGGCGAGGGAGUCAAGGAAGGUCUGGAUGGUCUCCACGGCGACGGCCAGCAGGUCCCGCCCCUUCCAAAGAUGGCCUCCAACUUCAACGACAUCGUCAAACAGGGCUACGUACGCAUGCGCAGCCGCAAGCUGGGGAUCUAUCGGCGCUGCUGGCUGGUGUUUAAGAAGUCAUCCAGUAAAGGACCUCGUCGGCUGGAAAAAUACCCCGAUGAGAAGUCUGCUUACAUCAGAGCCUGUCCAAAGGUGACAGAGAUCAGCAACGUGAAGAAUGUCACGCGGUUGCCGCGGGAUACCAAGCGUCAGGCGGUGGCCAUCGUGUUUACAGACGACACGUCGCGCACCUUCACCUGCGAGUCAGAGCUGGAGGCAGAGGAUUGGUUCAAGACGCUGUCAAUCGAGUGUCUGGGGACCCGCCUCAAUGACAUCAGCAUGGGAGAGCCCGACCUGCUGGCCGCCGGCGUGCAGUGUGAACACACAGAGCGUUUCAACGUGUUCCUCCUCCCCUGUCCCAACCUGGACAUCUACGGCGAGUGCAUGAUGCAGAUCACCCACGAGAACAUCUACCUGUGGGACAUCCACAACCCGCGCACCAAGCUGGUCACCUGGCCGCUGUGCUCGCUGCGCCGCUACGGCCGCGACGCCACGCGCUUCACCUUCGAGGCCGGACGGAUGUGCGACAGCGGAGAAGGUCUGUACACCUUCCAGACCCGGGAGGGGGAGCAGAUCUACCAGAGGGUUCACUCGUCCACGCUGGCUAUCGCCGAGCAGCACAAGAAGGUCCUGCUGGAGAUGGAGAAGAACAGCAGGCUGAUGUCUAAGGGUUCGGAGGCAGGCUCGUAUCCCUGCACCCCCACCGCCAUCUUGCCCCGAUCUGCCUUCUGGCACCACAUCACAGGGAACCAGAGCGGCAUGGACCCUGCCAGCGGUGACGCUGCCGAGGCCGACCUGCUCAACACCCGCCUGCCCCCCGACCGCCACGCCACGCUGCCGCUGCCGCUGCCGCUGGCACACACACACUCAGAGACCCAGCCACACACACACACGCGCGCACAUUCCCCGACACACUACCCCACCUAUCCUGGACAGUGACACACACACACACACACACACACACGAGCACACAGACAGCACACGCAGAACAAGACGUGGACCACGAAAAAGAAGCAGACACAACAACACACACAUUUGGGUACCAUGCGCAUGCAGGGCACACACACACACACACACACACACACAACCACACACACACCUUCCAUAUAUUUUACUCCUUUUUCCCCAACGUUACACCUCGCAGGAGCUGUCGUGUGGCCGGCAGACGAUGGUGAACAAAGAAACCAGGAAGUGGAAACGGUUUGUUUUUCCGAGAAGGACUGCAAUUCCCACAAUGCAACAGCAGAGGGACAACUGACCUUCUUCUCACAGCGACCGCUAUGGACUCACAUGACAAACUGGAGUGGGAAAAUCUGCCAGUUUAAUCUCCAGCGUCAGAUAGACCCAACAGUUCAGAAAUUAGCUUCAAACUCAGGAACAAGAACCACUAAAACUGCCUGAAUCGAGACGAGAAAUUAAAGGGCAAGUUUCUCUCUUUUGAACCCGGACGAGCCCCCAGUUUAUAUUAUGUCUGGCCUGAGGGGAAACCUGAGAAUAACAUUAAUGCAACUCCUUUCCUCCAACCAGGGCCACAGCAGAUGCAGCUCAAAGAAGAACUGACUUACUUCUCAGUUCACAGGAGAAUCAAAGUGUUGAUUCCUGUCAUGUCUAAGUGGAAAAGCCUCGGCACGCGGUUUAUUGAUGAGAAACUGACCACUUUGCUGCAGCUUUCAACCCUAAAUGUAGACUGAAGGACUGUUUUCAGCCUCUCAAAAACAUUAUCAAUAUCAUUGUUGAGUUUGCCAAGCGCUU